GCGCGCGCACAGCCCCGCGGUGGCUGCCGGGAAAGCGAUGGCGGCGACAGCGGAAUCUUCGACUCUGUGAGAGCCGGCGGGGCCUGCGGUUGCUGUCCUGGAGAGCAGGCCCUGAGGUGUCCCUGAGCAAUGGCCCGGAGGUGAACCCAGAGCUGGCCCUGAGGUGGCCCUGAGAAGAAGUGGAAGGCAGAGGUGGUGCUGAGGCAGGAGAGCCCCGUGCUGGGGAAGAGGCUGAGCUGGGAGUGCCCAGCAGCGAGAAGGUGCUGUGUCCAUGCCCUGUGUGCCAGGAUUUGUCCUUCCCAAAGCUUGGGCAGAUGGAGGAGAAGGCUGCGAGGAAGAGGAAGGUGCCGCGGGCCCCCCAGGCAGGCCCCGAGCUGAGGAUGGAGAGCACGGAGGACAAAUCCCCCCGGCAGAGCCUGGUGGGAGAGGCCGUUUUGAAGGGCUCCCCGGCGCAGGAAGGCAGCGGGGAGGAAAAGGCCCGGAGAUGCCCCCGGAGGAGGGGCUGCAAAGCCAGCCCAGGGAGCUCUGAGGAGGAAAGACCCAUCCUGUGCCGGGAAGGCGGCCGGAGCUUGAGCCAGAGCUCCGAGCUGGUGGUCCCUGAGCAGCCUCCCAGCAGGGAGAAGCCCUUCAGGUGCUUGGAAUGUGGGAAGAGUUUCAGGCAGAGCUACCACCUCCUCAGGCACCAGCACAUCCACACUGGGGAACGGCCCUACACGUGUAGAGAAUGUGGGAAGAGCUUCAGGAACAGCUCCAACCUGAUACACCACCAGCUCAUCCACACUGGGGAAUGGCCCUACACGUGUGGUGAAUGUGGGAAGAACUUUAGGAAGAGGUUCAAGCUCCGCACCCACCAACUCAUCCACACUGGGGAACGGCCCUACACGUGUGAGGAAUGUGGGAAGAACUUCAGGAACAGCUCCAACCUGCUCCAACACCAGCGCAUCCACACUGGGGAACGGCCCUACACGUGUAGGGAAUGUGGGAAGAGCUUCAGGGACAGCUCCAACCUCUGCAACCACCAGCGCAUCCACACUGGGGAAUGACCCUACAAGUGCUUAGAAUGUGGGAAGAGGUUUCAGCGCAGCUCAGAUCUCCUCAUACACCAGCGGACACACACAGAGGAGAGGCCCUUCCGCUGCACUGACUGCGGGAAGGGCUUUAAACACAACUCCACCCUCGUCACCCACCGGCGCAUCCACACCGGGGAGAGGCCCUACAAGUGUGGGGAGUGUGGGAAGAGCUUCACCCACAGCUCUGCCUUGACCAAACACCAACGGACCCACCGGUAAGAGAAACCCUACAAGUGCCCCAACUGCGGGAAGAGCUUCAGCCGCUGCUCCCACCCCAAAUGACCCCCCUGAUGGUGAGGCAACCCCUGGAGUCCAGUGACUGUCAGUCCAUCCCUUUCUACCAGAAAGGGCCCAUCCCCUUUGCCAAGGGCAGGUUGUGCCAACAGAACCCUUCUUGAGGGGUGUGUGGAGAUUCCUGCCUUGGCUGGAACCCCCCAAGGUCACUGCUGGAGGUUGAGAGCAGAGAUCUCUCCCUGAGUGUUGGUCUGGGGGAGUUCCAUCCAUCUGUAAUUCAUAAUUCUUGCUUUGGUGCCAGCUUGAGUAGAAUUGCUUCAACAAUUGCUCUAGUGUAGAGCACUGUCCUAUCUAAUGCUGUACUACUGGUAGUUUUAGUGUUUCUAUUGUGCAGUAAAUAAUUCUGAUGAAGAUCUUUUGUCUGAUCAUUUGUAACCCUAAAUAAUUAAUUUCUGUCAGUAGAUCUGAUUUACCGUCAUUAAAACCUAGGGGACAAAAGUGGUUCAGUCCCACCUCUGUAAUUCCUCUUAACUGAAAGUGUUGGCAUAACCCAAGGCUGAGAUUGGAUCCAGGAGCCCCCAGCACCCCAUAGUAAGUUGGGAACUCAGGGGCGCCAUCCCCCUUUUGUAAAUCCUCCCUUUCCCAAAGACCCCCAUGGGAGUGUCAAACCUACCAGACCACUUUUCCACCCUUCUCCCUGUUCCUACCACUUUUCCAUGGUCCCUUGUUACAAUCUGCUUAAAUAUUGCAGAAAGAACUUCAGAUUCGAAUAUUCCCUUGAGCAAAACUAAAACUCGCACAAGUGUCUCUUGAUACCAAAACCUGAUUUUAUUAAUUGCUAAGAGAUGCAAAGAGAACGAGGAAAAAAUAAGAAAAGGUUAGAAACUGCUAAGAUUAUUUCCAGAAGUAGAGAAAAGAUACCACUGAAAACUUCCUUUUCCCACCGAACUGGUCUGUGUGUGGGGGAAGAGAAGCAGUUUCUGCCUUUUUUUCUCUAACUCUGCAGCUUUUGGAUGUUAUCUCUGUAGCUGCAGGGGGUCUGACAGCUUUAGUUCUCUGCAAUGCAGCAUGUGUGGUUUCACCGCUCACCCCCUGUCCCAGGCCCUGCAGGGUCUCAACUCAGCUGAAGCUUUGGACCCUCAGAAAUAUGGUCAGGGUAGAAGGAUAAGGUAGAACUCCCACAUGUGGCACGGUGGUCUCAGCUCUCUCCAGGCCGGCACAGUUCCAGUCUCUGGUGGCAGGCAGGCAGCACGCGGUGGCGGAGAAAAGGUGAGGGGAGGUGGGCAGAGAUUCUCGGCUACAGUCACCAGUUCUUCUCCCUUUCCUCUCCCUGAUUUUCCAAAAUUUGUCCUCAACUUUUAUAGUGUUCAAAGGAGGUUGAAUGUGGUUUCUUGACACGUAGCCAGUUCAGAUGUUGGAGGAGAUAUGAUAACCAUAAACAAUAGCAGGAUCUUUUAGCAGGAAAAGUGCCGUGGGAAGUCCUGGUGAGAACUUCCUUCAGAGAGCUGACAGAGAAUGUUUGAUAGGAAGUUUUUGAAAGGCAGAAACAAUUUUUGGCAUUUCUAUAUUAUCUGUGUGUUACAGAUGGUUGCCAUGGUAAACAACGUAUCAAUAAAAAUGCAUAAUGG
Myiozetetes cayanensis is the source of this 2932-nucleotide messenger RNA. Its product is annotated as gastrula zinc finger protein XlCGF8.2DB-like. The record is from RefSeq and is a predicted model, not a curated record. The transcript is spliced from 4 exons. Gene Ontology annotation, biological process: regulation of transcription by RNA polymerase II. NCBI's taxonomy places the organism in Eukaryota, Metazoa, Chordata, Aves, Passeriformes, Tyrannidae. Gene Ontology annotation, molecular function: DNA-binding transcription factor activity, RNA polymerase II-specific; RNA polymerase II cis-regulatory region sequence-specific DNA binding.